GGCUGAGGCUGCGGCUGCGGCGCGCCCAUGUGAGCCCGGCGUGCCCGCCCGCGGCACGGAAGGCUGCGCACCCUCCGGCCGUGCGCCCCGGCAGCGGCGGCGGCGGCGGCGGCGGGAGCUGGAGGAGGCCGUCGGGGCACUGCUGGAGUGAGCAUGGUGUCCUGGCGGCGGAGGCCGGGUCCCGGCCUGGCGCAGCUGUGGGGCUUGUGCUGCCUGGUGCUGGGCUGCUGGCCGGCUGCGCUGGGCUGCCCCGCGUCCUGCGGGUGCAGCUCCUGGCGGAUCUGGUGCACGGGAUCGUCGCCGGGCAUCGCUUCCUUUCCCGUGCCGCAGAGGAGCGCUGAGGGCGACAAUGUUACCGAGAUUUACAUCGCAAACCAGCCAAAUUUGGAAAGUAUCAAUGACAAUGAGGUUGGAUUUUAUGUUGGACUUAAAAAUCUGACUGUGGUGGAUUCAGGCCUAAGAUUCGUGUCCCGUCAUGCAUUUGUCAAAAAUGUGAACCUACAAUACAUCAAUUUAUCCAGAAACAAGCUCUCGAGUUUGUCCAAGAAGCCUUUUCGCCAUCUGGGUUUGUCUGAUCUGAUAUUGGUGGAUAAUCCAUUCAAGUGUUCCUGUGAAAUCAUGUGGAUCAAGAAAUUUCAAGAGACCAAGUUUUACACAGAAACUCAGGACUUAUAUUGCAUAGAUGACAACAAUAAGAAGACAGCCUUGCUGGAUAUGAAGGUCCCGAACUGCGACUUGCCCUCAGCAAACUUAAGCAAUUACAACAUCACCGUGGUGGAAGGAAAGAGCAUCACGUUGUACUGUGAUACUACUGGUGGGCCACCCCCAAAUGUAUCCUGGGUGGUAACUAAUCUUGUUUCAAACCAUGAGAGUGACACAAAUAAAAACCCUGCCUCUCUCACCAUCAAGAAUGUCUCAUCAAUGGACAGUGGACUGGAGAUUUCCUGUGUAGCAGAGAACAUUGUAGGAGAGGACCAAGCCUCUGCUGAGCUUACAGUAUUCUUUGCACCAAAUAUCACAUUUAUUGAGUCUCCGACUCCAGACCACCACUGGUGUAUUCCAUUCACUGUGAAAGGGAACCCUAAGCCCACAUUGCAGUGGUUCUACGAAGGAGCUGUACUGAAUGAAUCUGAAUACAUCUGUACUAAAAUACAUGUUAUCAAUCAAAGUGAAUACCAUGGCUGCCUUCAGCUGGACAAUCCUACACACCUGAAUAAUGGUGCUUAUACCUUACUGGCAAAGAACGAUUAUGGAGAGGAUGAAAAACGGGUUGAUGCUCAUUUCAUGUCAGUGCCUGGAGAUGGUAAUGGCCCAAUUCUGGAUCCAGACGUUUAUGAGUAUGAGACCACACCUAAUGAUCUUGGAGAUGCCACAAAUAACAGUAAUCAAAUCACUUCAACGGAUGUUUCCAACAAAGAGAAUGAAGAUAGCAUCACUGUGUACGUUGUGGUGGGAAUUGCAGCACUGGUGUGCACGGGCUUAGUAAUAACCCUCAUUAUUCUGAAGUUUGGAAGACACUCUAAGUUUGGGAUGAAAGUUCAUGGUGAAGUAAAAGGAGUUGGUCUGGUAGAUCAAAUAUGGCUUUCAUUGCAAGACUGCGACAAUGAAGAACAAGUAAUGGUGGCUGUCAACAGUGAUGUACAUAAUAACUCAACCGCAUCAGAUAACAACAGACUGGGUUUUGUUUUAUUUCAUAAGAUCCCACUGGAUGGGUAAAUGAAAUAAGGAAAAGAUGAGAGAGGGGCUGUUGAGCUUGUGGAAUCUGUGUGCUGCACUGUAGGGAGUGGACAGUGUUCUUGCCCAGUGAAGUUCCACCUCCCUUGGAUUUCUGUUUUAAACAUUUGUUAUGUUUUGGGAACUAUAGAAGUACAUUCAAAUCAGUAGCUGUUUUUCCAAGAGCAGGGAAAGGUGAAGCCCAGAGGCAGCUAAAAAACUCAAGAAAUUCCAGAAAUAAGCUACCACACUCUUUCCUAUUGCCUUGUCCUCACUGUGUCUUCCAAAAUGACAUAGAAAUGAAAUUAUAUUGCUUCCUCUGUCAAUUUUUUUCUGUUCGAACUUAACUGGAAAGAUGUUGUUUUUAUAAAUAAUAUUUAUCAAAGGUGAACUGCAAAGCUGCUUUUAUUUUAUUGAAUUAAUGCCUCUGCAAAAUUUCUUCAAUGCUUAGUUUAAGUGUGUGUGCAAGCUCACUGAUUUCUGUGGAAAUGCUCACAUCGUUAAAUUUAAGUUUUUGUAUAUUUGCAGGAUAUGGUCUUAACACCUGAAGCAGUAAAUUGCAGAGCUGGCCCUGCAAAUCUUAAUAUGUAUGUAGUUCCACUGACUUAACCAGGAAGAUGGGGAGUCUGAGCUAUAUACAGAAAGGUGGCAAUACUGUUUGGUGUGUUUGGGUAUUGAACCAGGGCCAUCACUUAGACAUUUGGUUAGGUUGUGCUUACUUGAGAUAGUCUCUAAGUUUGAAUAAGCACACAAAUCUGUAGUAGGCCAGAAUGCUGAUUCUGAGCCAAGAGCAAGAAUAGCAAUGGUAUGUGGCUGGUCCUUCAGAUGUAGACUUAGAGGCUUGUUUAACUGUCCAUAUUUAACUGUGAAGUAUGCUUCAGAAUGUGCUUCACUAUACUGCAGAAAAGAGUCUACUGUAACAAGUAAAGCUAGAUGAAGGUAUGAGCAUAUUUCAAGAGCAGGACUGCAUUUAGAUAUAGUACUAGAAAUUAAUUUUCAUUUGAUUUAUGUAUCAAAUCCUGAGGGUCUACUUUGAUCUUUUCCAUUUAGGGAAUUUUAAGAAGUAUGAAGUUUCAGAGGUUUUUUUAACUGAGAGUUAGCUACAAAGACUAGUAGUGAAAGAACGAGGUAGAUGCUUAUGUGUAUUCUGGUUAAAUUUUUGAGAUAUGAUUUGAAUUUAAUUCCUUACAACUAUGUUCAGUAAAAAAAAAAAAAAAAAAAAAAAAAGAGAGAGAGAUGGUAUUAUAUUGUCCCUAAUGUAUUUCCUUUUCAUUGUUACCUGCUUUUAAUUUCAGCCAUUUUCACUCUUCCAUUGUGGCACACUAUUGCCUUUUCUUUUACUGCGGUCUUUUAAGACCCUAUACCAUCCCUCUCUUUCUACAGUACUGUCUCGACUCUUUAAUUAUGUUUCUGUGUAUUUACUUGCUUUGUGCCUUCUAAGACUCUUAAUCCUUCAAUUUUUUUCUUGUGUUCUCUUGAGUGUCUUUCAUACAAAUUCUUUAUUCCUGCUGUGCUCAAGUUUCAGAAAUAUCCUCAUUAGUCAAGAAAUGUGUCCACAUUUGCAUACUUCUAGGCCUAUGUAGGGACAUAUUUCCUUUCCCUUUCCACUAGUUAGGGAAGGGGAGAUGCAGUCACUAAAAAUCUGUCCCAAAGAUGUAUUUUGCUCCCCACAUUAAAGAAGAGGACAGAGCUGGAAGUCUACUGAUGACCUAGGAAUCAUGUUGUCUUUGUCGCCCUGCACAUACUGUGGUGAUCUGGGGAAGGAUGGCAGCAAUUAAGGAUAUCCAUCAUAGUUCCUGUUUGAAGUUAGAUGUCAUCAAGUGCUCUGCUGUUCCUGAGAAAGAGUAUUAGGAAUGUCUGCCUUUUUUCCUCCAAGUCUGUGAAUUAUAAGACAUGGUCUUAUUUUCUAGAGAUCUUAACUUUCUCUUCUGCUUACUGACUCACUUUUAACUCCAUUUAAUUAUUUUUUUCUUGGACUUCUUGCUUAUCCGUGAGUCUGUCCUCCUGUUGAAAUAAUAUCUGAUAUCAUAGAGGUGAUUCUAAAUCAGUAGACAAUCAUCUAGCGGCAAUAUUUGAACUAAAGUCAGUGGACUUACAUCAAACAUAUAUUGGAUCAUGAACAGAGCUUGACCCAGUAGCCCAAAUUCCAGUUUGAAGUUUUGCUGGAACAAAGUCACCAUAUUUCUGUUAUGUGUUCACAAUUUAUUGCCAAAUUAAUGAGGUGAGAAUCUGAACCCUUUUCUUUUGGCAGGGAAAAAGCAAACUUGCAAAGCUGGAAUUUGGCAGUUGACUUUUGAAAUAUUUAAUUUUAAAAAGUAGUUCUUUCUGAUUCAUAAUAUUUAUAUGCAUAAAUAUGCACAGUUGUCGAUUGGGGAUUUUACAUAAUUUUUUGUAAUUUAUUUUGUAGCACUUUGCAGUUCAUCUUUAUUGGAUAGGAAUAGGUUUGACCUUCAAAUGUUUCAGAAUGUACUGACACAGUAUUUUGGAUUUUAUGUAAUCAUGGAGGUACUUUAAUAAACCACAACUGAUCUAUGCACCACUGAAAUAUAUAUAUAUAUUUUUAUAUCUGUAUUGUAGAAAUCCUUCUUACAUAUUUUGUACUACAUUAUGUUAGACACUCAGUACAUUAUUACUUGAUGCAGAUAUUCACAGAAUAUUAUGGAUUACAGCACGUGAUUUGUUACUAAUAAUGUCUUAGGACGGAUGUUUAAUGCUUGAUGGAAAAAGACUACAUGUUCCUAAAAUGUUUUCUUUUCAGUAUGUAGACAGAGUGUCUUAAAGCUAAGGGAGCUAAACUUUUAACAUGGAAAUUGUGAUACCCACUAGCUUCUGUCUUUCAGCUUGAUUGUAAGUGACAUUGCUUGUAACUGUAGAGAUUCUGAUCUGCCCAAAUGGUGUUGGUUUACAAAGGGCUCACUUAAUUACAAAUUCUUGACCUCCUUAAAAUAAAGUGAGACUGAAACUAAAAAUCAUACAGGAACCAUUAACAUGGUAAAAAUUGAUGAACAUCCAGGAUUCGACAUUAAAAAGCUUUUAUAUUGUUUUACUGAGCAAUAAAAAAGGCUAUGAAAUGUCUAAAGGCAGAGUCACUAUUUUUUUACACUGUGCCAGACAUGAAACUAAAAUAAAAGCAUACUUCUAAGGUUAUGCUAGAAGGGGUUUAUUUGUACUAGAAUUUAUUUUAGGUAGACAUUUAAUAUGCUCAGAGACAUUUUGAGAUAAGCUGUUGAGCAGUUUGAUGGGCAGAUUAGUUUGAGGCCUGGAGAGGAAGCACUGCUGGGGGUGUUUUGGUGUGAAGCAAGUCAUGUCAUCCAGUCUGUUAAAUAAACCUGUUUCUGUUGAAUGUGAUGGAAGUUUGACCAGUGGCCAGGUCUAUGUUGCAAAGAAGUGCAUUGUUCCCAGGCAGAGGUCAGAACUGUACUUGCUGCAGCUGCCUGUCAUGAAAAGCGAGGUGGGAGCAGUUGCAAAAUGUCUGUUCCUGAAGAAAGCUGUCUAGGGACCAUCGCUUUUUUAGUGCGAGUCCUGGAAGCUCACAGACAGGGCAGACUGAGGCUGCUAUUUUCAUGGCAACAUGUGUCUUGAGUAUCCUAACCUGUGAAAGGCAGUCUUCAUCCUUUCCACUGCCUUUGUCUACCAGCUGGACCUCUCCCAGGCAGCAGUGAAGCAAAACAUGCAUUUCAGUGGGAGCAAGAUCAAGAUCCUUGGUAACAGCAGACAGUGCCAAGAAAACCUGUGGACAGCUAGUUGAAAACAAUUUUACUUCAAGCAGUUCUUGUGCGUAUUGCUUUCUCUUUUUUGACUGUAGGCAGAAGCACUUAAAAUCAAUUUUUUCCUAAGAAAGCAAAUUCCUAAGCCUGUUUUUCAAAAGCUAUAAAAUAUAUGGAAUUUUACCAUAUGAAAAUGUGGCUCUUUAAGCAGAAAAUGUGUAGCUCUUUAAACAGAAGCCUUCAUACAAAGUUUGUCAAAGUUUGUCCCUUUACCCAGUUGUCCAUGUUAAGUUUACAAGUAAUCAUCACCAUGAAGGCCAUCACUUUGUUUGCAUCUAUUUUAAUGCUUAAAAACUUGCAAAUGGUUUCUCAAAUUGGAAGUUAUUAUCCAAUAGAUUAAAAAAAACACCCUUUCUAAGCUCUUUUUAAUUCAGCCAUUUUUUUAGUUAAGAAUUAAUAAUAAUUAUUAUUGUUAACAAUAAUAAUAUUUUAUUAUUUGAAAUAAUUCAAAAGUUACUAGUAGACUGAGCAGCUAAGUAUGUUGUCCUUGUUUAUUUCAAAAGAAAACCCCAAAAGCUUAUGUCAAAGUUUUUAGUAUUUUCUCAUUCUCCAUCAUUCUCUCUGGCUUUUUCUCUUCCUUCCAAUUUUUGGUGGUUCUGUUUUCUGUUCUUCAGAGAGCUCAAUGCCCUACUUUGUGAGUUGUGGUAAGCUGUCUUCUUAGGGCACAAAUGUGUAGAGUCUUGGAAUAUCCUUUUGAAGGACUUUGCCAUCAUUAUGUGAUGGUGUAAAGUAUUUCAGAUUAUAAUGUAGGUCCAUGUUGUGUGAGAUUCUUGUCAUCUGAUCUCCAGUGGGUGGUUGGAAGUACUGAGCAUGAAUGCAACAUCAUAGGGUGCACAGAGAAUGCAGGGGCUGUGUAUUUCAUGUGUCCCAGCACAUUUUAUUGUCCCACUUCCAUAGGAAUGUGUGUGCCCAAACUUUUGAAGCUGGCUUCCAUUUGCUCUGUUUUUCUUUUGUUCAUACAAAUUCAAUCUGCUCUGAAGAUAGCAAAUGAUGCAUUGAUUGGAAAUAAAUAUAGCUGUUCAGUUCCACAAGCAUGUAUGUGACUGAACUUGGACAACAUGGUAUUGUAUUUAAAUCAGCCUCGAGAUUAACUGGAUGACUUACUUUCAUCCAAAAAAACCCAAUAGAUUGGAAGAGCCCACAUGAGAGUAUGUAUUGUUUUGGUAUGGACACGCUAUAUGCUUCUAAUUUUAAUAUCAACCUUCCAUGAAAAGCUAUAUUUUUGCAGCUGCAAGGAGUGUGUAGGACAAGCAUGUGUUCUGGCCUGCAGCAGAGUUGUAGGCAGCAUAGAGCCAAACUGACUUCAUUUUGAAGAGGGCCAUUCCCUCUCUAGAGGCAGCAAGUCACAGCAGGGUUACUAAGCAGAUUACUUCUUAAUAUAAGAGGAAUCUUGUCUCCUUGCAUAUAUAUUUUCACUGUUACUUAGUUCCUCACUGGAAUGAAAAGAACAACCAUAUAGAAUUUCAGGGAACUAUCUAAUAUUCAAGCAAGUAAAAGGUAAAAUCAUGCUUUCUUAUGAUAGCUUUGGUUUUUUUUGAUGUAAGCAGAGUAGGGCUCCCUUGUCAGGUAUGUCCAUAGAAAUCAGAAAAUAAAUCCUGAUUUUUUUCCUAAGUAUUUUAGUAUUCUUUUUAGAGGUUUUUAACACAGUUAUUUCAUAGGUCUCACUGACUUUACUAGUGUGUGAGCAUAAUUGGGCUGCAGCACCACUGCACAAAUCCAAGACCAGAGUCUCAAACAAGUACACUUCAAAUCUUUCGCUGCCAUUCAGAGGUCUCUGUUCCUGAGUAUUUUUUUAUAUUUCAGGCUCAGUUUAAAAAUGAGAAGGGACAUUCCGUUGAUUUCAAAGUAUAGAACUUUAACAUUCUUUCCUAAAAUAUUUUUUCACACAUGUAAAAAAGUAAUAUUCUAAAUUUUAGCACAAAAUUGCCUUCUACCAUAGCAUCACAUUAUGAAAGCUGGAUAGUGGGACAAAGGCAGUGGGCACAAACUGAUGCACAGCAAGUUCUACCUGAACACCAGGAAAAACUUCUUUGCUGUGCAGGUGAGCAAGCCCAGGAACAGAUUGCCUGGAGAGGUUGUGGAGUCUCCCUCAGUGGAGAUAUUCAAGAACCAUCAGGACACAAUCCUAUACCAUGGGCUCUGGGAUGACCUGGCUUGAGCAGGGAGGUUGCACCAGAGGACCCAUUGUGGUCCCUGUCAACCUGACCCAUUCUGUGAUUCCAUGGUUUAAAAAUUACUUGCUGUUAUCCAUCAGCAAGCUGUGAGUCUUUUCUCCCCUUCUUCCCUCUAAUUCUUUGUGUUGAAAAUCUUUCAUGUUUCUUGUAAGUAACAGACAAUCAUUGUUUUUAUUCCCAAAUGCUACCAUAACAGUUUGGACAAUCUAUAAAAAAUGUAUUACAUGAAAUUCCUUUUAACAGUCCAAUAAAGUUCUAUAAUUUCAUAUCAUUGUGUCUUUCACUAUCUGUAAAUUGAUCAUACCUUGUAUUUCAUUAGUAACAGUGAGUGCAUUGAAAAAUAUGUCAAUUUUUGAGUUCCUCACCUGUUACCUGUUGUUAGAAAAAUGCUAUUAUUGUCUUUGUGUUCCAAUAAGAAGUGAGAUUCAAUUCCUUAAUUAUAUUUUUAUAGCAUCAUUCAUUCUUUUUCUAUUUAUAAAGCAUUCCCCCCACCCUGCAGCUGUUUGCAGUAGUUUUAUUUCUAUUUAAGAUACUUUAAAUGUAUGUAUCAUUAACAUUCAAACAAAUGUAUGUGUAUUCAGGUCAAAUAACUAUAUGUUCAGCUUUGCCUGUAAGACACAAAGUUUUACAUAUCAGGCCAUACUUCAUCUACUCAGAACUUUACACAAAAAAAAAAGUUGUUUGGUUAAAUACUAAGGUACGGCAUGGUGAUUUUCCAAAUUAUUUUGAGGAAACAUCAAUGCUGUGAUUUGAAGCCCAUGUUUUGCUUUGGAACUUCUGUUUGUUGGCCUGAACUGUCUGGAUUUCUAGACAAAUUUAAUGAAACAAUACAAAAGAACGUUGAAAUGGUUGUAUCACACGUUAUGUCCAAAUUUUUUAUCUUUUUUGUUUUUCACUUGGGCAUGCAAUAUUUACCCAUUAAUGUGAUUGCUUCAUUUGGACUGCAGCAAUUUCCUUAAUACAUUGUGACUGUAAUCAGUAAAAUCUCAAAUAGUGUGUCAUGAUAAGCUAGAAUAUGAAUGUGAUAGUGCCUUUUAUACCUGCCACUUGAAAGUGCUGUGCUUUUUACAUGUUCAGAAGGAGGAAAGUAUUUUAACUGUCCAUUCUAGCCAUAACACCUUCCAAAGAUAGCUGAUGCACAGAACAAAAAUAUGCAAGUGUGUGUUGGGAACCACACAUGAGUGAUAGUGUGGCCUAGAGGGGGGAGGGAUGCACCACCACGACCACUGAUGACAGUUCCUUAAUAACUUCUUAUAGCUCAUGUUGGAUACUAGAAGUCAGAGACCAGAAGGUGAUGGGUGAUGAAACUUCAGAUGGGCAAUUGGCUGUGAAGUUUCUUGAUGACUAGUGUGUUUUACUGAAGAAUCACCAUGUUAUCCCCUUGAGGGGUUUUAACAAAAUUUCAGUGUCUACAGCAUUGAAGUAUACGAUGCCUCAGGAAUAGAUGCGUCAUCCCUGCCUCAGGGAAGUAUUUAUGAUGUCUUUACUCCAGGAGAUAUACCAGCAUAGACCAUGCUGCAUAAACCAGAAUCUCUUUUUCUUUUUCUAAAGAUGCAUGCCAUUAAAUAAAUUUUAAUGUUUCCUUAUGAGAGUUAGCAUGAUGCUGAGGUCAGAGCUUAUAAAUUAGCUCACACUUUUCAUCCCCAAAUGUCUCAGAGAGAAGGUCAAUAGGGCUAGCCAUAUCAGAGAUUCCUAGUACUUUGUUCUAUGUAAUCAUUGCAUAGUCAUAAAAAGUUGCAUCACUUAUGUUAGAUGUCUUAAAAAUCCUAGGAAAAAUCAGAGGAUUCUAUGUAUCUGUAGAGAUUAAAUAUCAGAAUUAGAACAAAAUAUGAAAUCUUGAUAAGUCUAUGCUUUUUGAAAGAAAACAUUUAUGUAAUACUCCCAUUUUCAUUCAGAUUCAGAACUGUGUGUUUCUGUAAAUAAGAGACAGAAGUCAAAAUUAUGAAAAAUAUCAGUGUUGGCUUCCUCCUGGUAAGACCCACUCAUUGACUUUUCCCAUUAAAUUCAGGGGUUUAAAUAAUCUAGGAAGUCAGUUUCUCUCUUAGUUUUAUCUUCUCUGAGCCAAAAGUAAUUUUUGGUAAUCCGAGAUACUACCUGUAUGCUGUAAUGUAACUGCCUGCCUGGAUUGAUGAAGUCUGUCUUCUGUGUACCAAGUAGCCCAUUGAUAGAUAUCUCUGUCUCUAAUAGCAUUUGUGAAGGUUUCUGCACACAACUGUGUUAUUACUAGUUGCUCAGGUGUAUAAUUUUUAAAUACAUUAAAUGGUUUUAAAAUACAGCUCAAAUUAUCAACUCUGCAUAUGUUUGCUUAUGAGGGUAUGAAUCAAAAUCAGGUAAGUUGACUGUGAUUUGCCUGAGCACUUCCUUUCUCCGGGCAUUUGAAGUACAGUUUUUGAAGCAGAACAUGCUAAGACAAGCCCUCUACUUUCUGUGUGGUAAAACAAGUUACCUUUUCCCAUAUGUCGGCGUUGUUUUGCCCUUGGGAGUUGGCACAGUCUCCUUCCAGGUAAAGAAGCACACUUUAUCUGACUUUAUCAAUGUCUCAAGAAAAGUGUGAAGAGCCACAUGCCUUUUCAAGAGGAAGGCAAAGAUUUAUCAUCAUGCUUUUUCUUUCUAAUGCAGAUGCCAAGUUUCCAUUGCCUGCUGCAACUUCACACUUUGAUGAAUCCAAAUGUAUAUGUAUAUAUAUACUGUUGCUGUUGAACUCAACUGUUCUGGUACCAGGGCGAAGUUGUUACCUGUCAUUAGGAGGUGAUGGUAUAGCCUCUAGAAUCAGUUGUUCCUAACUGCAAGGCUCUUGACAUUUUUUGUUCUUGGGUUCUGGUCUGAACCUGGUGAGAGCAGCUGUAACCACUAGUGAUAGGUAAAUUGCCCACAGGAUAGCAGUUUGAUCAGUGAUUGCCAGGGGACAGCUACCCAUGCCAGGAAAGGGCAACCUUUGGCAGAGGAAGAAGAGAGGUUGAAGAUUGAUGGCAGAGAGUUACCCUGUGAUCAGCUAAAUCAAAGACUUUCAUUGCCUCUCAGAGGGGAAUGGAAAUUUUGAAAACCCUUUUUUCUCCCAUGUGGAAACAUGCAGACUUUGCUUCAGGUGCCAUUAAUCAGGCCACUAUGAGUUUAUUUGUUUAAUACAGAGUAUAAAUGUAAUUUUAACUCUAUUCAUUAGGUUUUCCACCUACAUGUUACAGGACGUACAGGGUCUGUGCCAAUGCUUUUCUGGUUGCACUAGAGCCCUGGUUCUGACCCGGAACCACAACAUUAUAAAACAAAUCAGGGGUGUUUAAUCAUUUGACAUUCUUGUCAUCACUGCAGUUAUGGACUAUUACUUCUUGUAAUCAUGCUCUUAAAAAUGAGAUUUCAUUUUAAAAUUAAUCUUUAGUGACAUGGAUUUUUCUCAUAAAAAUUUAAAUGAGUAGCUCAGGACUUACUUUUUUCUUAAUUUUUUCAGACUGGUUAGAUAACUUAGCUGUUUCAGGUUGUCAUACCUUUAUUCGUUGGGCACUGCUGCCACAUCAGGAAAAUAUGGAGAAAUUGGCUGCUAAACAUAGCUCUUUUAUUAUACCAGAUUCUAAUACCUCUGGAAACUACUGACAAACAGAACCAUCCCAAAUGUUCAGUUGACAAAUCGCGUACUUUUAAAAAAAGAGUUUGUGUAUCCAUUUAAGUUAAUAUGACCCAAUGGGGGCCAGUAAAACCUGACAACCGAAGAAAGCAGCAUCCUCCCCUGCAGAGCCAGGAGCCCACCUAAAGGGCAGCAGGUUCCUGUGGUCCACCUGCCCCGGCAAGAGCUAAAGGAAGCUGUUAUAUCUUGACUGCUUCCUGCCAUCUACCUUUAGAGUUGUUUUAUCUCGGUGGCACAGGGCCCAGCUUAAAGCCUCCCAAAGGGUCAUAUGCCCAGGCAUGCUUCAGGUGCUGGAAUGGCAUAAAUAUUGUGGAUGGCUUCAGUAUUUUUUGUAAUGAUGAGCUUGCUGUACUCCAUCCAGCUAUUGCUUGCUGUUUGCUAGGGAUCCAGGCUUGCUGCUUUGCUGUUUCCUGCCUCUUUUUGGGACUUGUAGAGGAGAAGGGAAGGGAUAUACUGCAGGGGGGUUCACUGCUUCUGGUUUCCAGCCUGCCAUUAAGCACCCUCCAGCAAGAUGGCUUGUCUGCCUUGCAUUUUUCCCUUCCCUGCAAGCACACAUGACUGCAUGACUGAAAGCUGAAAGACCAAUAUUUUCCUAAUUUUAAUAGUCCCAGAAGCAUCAUAAAGAAAAUCUAGCUCUGUAGUUUUUACAUGUCUGGUAGCAUGCAGCAAAUCACACCGUCUUUAAUCCUCUCCCUGGCAAUACUCCCACUGGCUUCAGUGAGAGUUUUGUCUGAGCAUGACCAGAGUUGGAAUUUCAGGUUUUGGUCCUACAUUAAUUUUUCAGCAAGGAACAGAAAUGGAUAUUAUAGAUUUUCAGUUAAACAUUAGGAAGACAUAAAACUGUCAUUCUCUAUAAUGUAGUAGUACAAAUAUGGGCAAUUACCUUUUUGGCAUUGUCUUGUGAGAAUAAUGCAGAUUAAUUACUUUAACCCAUUCCUAACAUAAUUCAUGUUCAGCCAUAUAUUAUAGAUGCUAUCUUUCAGUGACAUAACUAAGUGCCAAAACUAAGUGCCACACCAGGAGAAGACUGCAUUUGCUAAAAAGAUUGUCAUCAUUCUUAAUGAAAAGACAGCAGUCCUAAUUUCACUGUCAUUCAUAGGAAUUUCAAACCAUUGUCAAUAUAAUAACUUACUUCUGGCUGAUAUGAAGACAAACGGAAUUAGACUCUUGGUAUUCCACCUUAUCUAUUCAAAGGAUUUCAUGCUUUGUGUUUGGUUUGACUCUUUCACCCAACCUCUGAAUUUGCUUUGCUUUACAUUUGUGAUGAACGAGCUAGUUGGAGUUUAGCACAUUAUAUUGGAUC
Taeniopygia guttata (zebra finch) is the source of this 12573-nucleotide messenger RNA. It is a transcript of the gene NTRK2, whose product is annotated as neurotrophic receptor tyrosine kinase 2. Gene Ontology annotation, molecular function: ATP binding; brain-derived neurotrophic factor binding; brain-derived neurotrophic factor receptor activity. Lineage: Eukaryota; Metazoa; Chordata; Aves; Passeriformes; Estrildidae. The record is from RefSeq and is a predicted model, not a curated record. Gene Ontology annotation, biological process: protein phosphorylation; cellular response to brain-derived neurotrophic factor stimulus; cell surface receptor protein tyrosine kinase signaling pathway. Gene Ontology annotation, cellular component: signaling receptor complex; axon terminus; axon.